Gryllus bimaculatus (two-spotted cricket) is the source of this 5490-nucleotide messenger RNA. The record is from the annotation of a GenBank genome assembly. NCBI's taxonomy places the organism in Eukaryota, Metazoa, Arthropoda, Insecta, Orthoptera, Gryllidae.
GGAACAGGCGACGAAACAAUCGGAGCGAGUAUUAUCAAAGCUACGUUUCCGAUGUGAGGGGAGGGUGAUGGUGUGUAUGUGGAAAUAUGAACGUGUGACAAGUUAUUAUAAUUAAUAUGAAAGCUGGGUUUGAAUUUACGCAUUAAUAACAGAGAGCAAUCUGUGGUCAGCAUACUUGUUAGAUUGCUGUUGGUGAUAGUUCGUGAUAGCCACGUCGUGACAUGCGAAGAGACUUGUAAAAGCAGUUCGAUGAACGUACUCCAGCAGACAUAAAAUGUGCAAGACGAAGUGACAGUAAUAAUUCACUUAAAUGACCUGUGCGUUGUGCUAAUCAAAUUCACAGAAUUAUUGUAUAAGAGUUAUGGAUUUUCUUUUGCCUCUUGUAAUGAAACGUCAUGCUUCUAAAUAUGAAGUUCUGGAAGUCGAGCAUUACAGUAUGAUGUCCUAUAUUCACCCUCGACUGUGAAAGAGAUAAUGUUUGGAAUUCAUCAAUAGCAGAAGGGACAUUCAUUUUUGUUUUGUUCGUUUCUACGGACUCGCGUGAAUCGACGAAAGAGAUGGACAGCUCCGAAUACGAAUUGGUUAGAAAUAUGACAUUACUUUUCUUCUUCGAGAAGUUAAUGGACAAGGGAGGUCCUCGUACUCUUCAUGACCUCAGUUGCCAGUUUGGAGCGAAAGGGUUUACGAAAGAAAUGCGUCAAAUUGCCGGAGGUUCGCAGUCCGGCCUCAAAAAGUUCCUCGCCCAGUAUCCUGCCCUUUUCUCCAUUGAUGGUGACCAUGUGUAUGUCAAUUCAUUUACUAGUGUAAAUAAUGAAAAUGAUUACAAAGGAGGAAUAAAAUAUGUUAGUGGUAAACGAGAUUAUGCUCAAGAGGCAGUGCAAUAUUUUUGUAAUAAAUUGAUGCAGUAUGGUGUUGGAACUGAAGUUCCAAUUAAGAGCCUGCUUGGCCAUCGAUCUCAGGCUUCUCCAGAAGUGAGGCAUAUCUCUGGACAGCAUGCCAGAGAGUUCAGAGAUUUUUUGUGUAGAUAUCCAGAAGCGUUUGUGGUAAAAGAUGAUUGUGUUAUUUUGAAAGAAUAUGAGGAUAAAGAACCUCAACCUUUUUGUGAAUUGGAGCAAAUAAAAGUGGAUCCUGAGGUGACUUCAAGUUUGUUAAGUUUUUUUACUCAAUGUAUUGAAGUGAAAGGUCCUAUGCUAGUAGAUCAGCUCUUCCACAAUGUUGCUUCUCGAUUUCCAAACGAAGAGUGGUCUUGCAUCUUCAAAACACCUCAAGAUCUUUCAACAUUUUUGAAAAUGCAUUCUGAUGCUUUUCAUGUGCAGUCUAAUCUUGUGACCUUAGUAUCUCCAAGAAGUUCUUCUCUGUGUGCAGAUUCAUCUGUGAAUGUCAAUCAGAUAAGUGAAGAUGUUUCUCAGAGGCAUAAUAAAAUUGGUUCAGGGAUUGUGAACAGUCAAUCUUCACAAAUCUCUACUACAAUUCCGUUAACAACUCCAGUAAAUAAUAAUCAAUGCAGCAACAGUAGUCAGACAGGCUUACAGUCUAAUGUAAAUAUUCAGAAUCAAAGCCUGAAGCAACGUGUUAAUUCCGUAGUUAUGAAAACUCUGGCCGACAAUACUGAGAAAGAUAGAAGUUAUGCUGCUACAACUUUAAGUGGUGAAGGUGUUGCGGCUGGUGGUGAAAAUAGGAAGAUUAAAGUGCUUCAAUCUACACGUGUCAUUGCAAGUGUGAAAGAAUCAUUGCAAAUUGUAGACAAAAUAUUGUGUCGUGCCAAAUCUGGGAAAAAAGUUGCUAUUUCAUUUGAUUGUGAAGGAGUUAAUUUGGGAGUGAAAGGUCAACUUACAUUAUUUCAGAUAGGAACAUGUAGUGGACAAGCUUACAUUUUUGAUCUAGUUACCUGCCCCAAACUUGUGAAAGCUGGUGGUUUACAGUGCCUUUUGGAAUCUGAAGACGUAACUAAGGUCAUUCACGAUUGUCGAAAUGAUAGUGUAAAUUUAUACAAUCAAUAUGGGAUUACUUUACGAAAUAUCUUUGAUACGCAGGCAGCACAUGCAAUUCUUCAACUCCAAGAACUUGGAAAACCAGUGCAUAAAGUAAAAAAUGUCAGUUUGAAUGCACUCUGCGAGUUAUAUGAUGCUCCUAUUAAUCCAAUGAAGGACCAAUUAAAAAAUGUGUAUAGACGUGAUCAAAGAUACUGGGCACGUCGUCCGUUGUCUAGGGAUAUGAUGAUUUAUGCUGCUGCUGAUGUUUUGUCUCUUGUCCCUCAAGUAUAUGAAGCUAUGGUCAACCUUAUAAGACCAGAAUAUGAAUCUUUACUGCACGAGUUGUUUGAAGAACAAAUUUUCAUGCACAUACGACCUAAUGACGUCAAACAACGAAAGAAGCAGAGAAAAGUAGAAAUUGAAGUUGCAGAUUUAAGGCAAAAACUUGCAAAUGUACAGAGUAAAAGUAUAGUUUUGAGCAAUCGAGAGAUAAGACUUCUAAGAUAUCUAGAUUUAACUGAAGAGGAAAAAGAAAAAUUGAAAGGAUCACACAAAGUUGCCAGAAAACUUGAAAAGUUGGAAAAUGCUGGACAGGAUAGAGAUGCAAAGAGCGAUGAUGAUGAGGAUGAUGAUGAUGAUGAUGAAGGAUGCAAUGGGGAAGAGUAUCCCAGCUUGGACAGUUUUAAUAGUGGUAAAACAUCUCCUUCUGAAAAUUCCUUGUCAGGUGGAGUUAUUUCUCCUAGAACACCAACAUCGGAACCUCCAAGUCUUACAGAAUCUAUGCAAUUAAUGGAUGAAAUUCUUUCUGAUGGAAAUAUGGAUAGAUUUGAAAAAUUGGAUAGAUUAGAGAGUAUACUAUCUGCUGCAACUUGUGCUGUUAUCUCAUCUGCAAAUAAUUCUCAUCAGGUAAACGCUGGGUCUUCUGUUAGCAACAUUUCAAAGGAUGCUGCUAAUAGUUGCUGUAGAUGUAAUUGCCAUAAUAAAAAUCCUUCUGUUGGCAAUUCAAACAUAAGCAAUACAAAGACAUAUGACAUUAGUAAUGUCAUGUCAUUGGAUGUGGCUUGUCAGACAUUGUCAACUGGUGACAUAGUUAUUACUCGAAUUUUCUUCACAGAAGAAGAAAAGGAAAGAGAAAAAACACUGACAUCAUCUCCAAAGCUAUCUUGGCUACGACCUUGAAUUAAAAAAAAAAAAAAAUAAUGCUGUACCUACGGUUAAGUAAGUAAAUGGUGCCAGCAACAGUGUUGCUUAUUGUCCGUUAGUUAUUUGUAGCAUACUACCGAGUGUGAGUUGGCAGUACUCAAUAAACAUAUGUUUAUUACCAUGCAAUAGUCUUGUUUAUAUGUGAUGUAUUAAUUAUGUACAACAUUAAUGCUUAUUCUUUGUUUCAACAUAAUUGAUUAUAUUAAAAAAUCAGAGCCUCAGGAUUUUAUCUAUCUAUUUAAUAUAAAGUGAUUAGUGGUUAAUGGGAAAGCAAAGGUUUGUGAUAUUUAAUAACUUGUCAUUGUAGUAUAUUCUAAUUAUUCACAUAUGGCCACCAGUUGCAUUAAAGUAGAUUUGACUAAUAUGAAUACAGUAAUAAUAUGCAUUGUUUUCCUUUUGUGCACACAUUGCAUUGACAUUUUUCAAUGAGGUAAUUGUAUGACUGCUAUCAAACAUUAAUUUAUUGUAAAACUAACAAAGAUCUUUGUAAUGUAAAAGUAGGUUUUGGUUUAUGGAUAUUUCAAUGGAAAGCCUCAUAUGUAACGUCUUCCAGGGAAAGGCAGCUUCCAAUGUUUAGAGGAAAUAAGAAUUGAUGUUUCUGCUGACAUUUCUGGUUUCUCUGAAAACUGAAUUUUAUAAGCUCGUUAUAUUGAAUAAGUGAUAAAUGCAUGAAUUAUUGUUUGUGUCAUUUCAAUUACGCUGUAUGUUUUAUCUAGUGUUCUUUGAUCUUUUUAUACUUGGGUCACUGCAGCAGGUAUUGUAGAUAUAUUGCACCAUUAGUCUAUUUAAAACAAUGUGAGGAGACUAAUAUGCAGUUGUUUGAACUUGUGUAUGCCACAAUUGCUGUAUUUGGUCCACAAUGCAACUUCAGUAACAUUUUAGGACUGCAUUAUCAAAAUAAUAGAUACCACAUGUGAUAAAUGUCUCUAAAAUUGGGAAAAGUUCCAUAAGUUAUUGUAUGAUAUUUUAGAUUGCUUGCAAGAUUUAAAGUGUCCGUCCAUAAAUGUAUGGUGCAGUGCAAUGUCCAUGUGAAUGUAAAUAUUGUGUGCAUGCAUGUUUACAGGUACAUGAGAGUCUAUAUGUAAAAACAAUUGUAAUUUAAUUCUUCUUGCAAAAAUUUUUAUCUUUGACAUGUAGCACUGCUACUACCACGUUUUGCUAAUAUUUAGACAAUACUUUGGUAUAUAAAAUUGUAAAGAGUAUGAAACUGCAUAAUUAUGAUAGUAAUAUUUAAUUUAUUGUUGAUAGCAUGAAGUUCAACAUAAAUGAGAAUGUCUUCCCUGCUAAUAUUGUUGGGAAAAUUUAUAUCUUGUCUAUGGAAUCUAUUAGUACUGUUUGUAAGUCAUUUUUGAAGAUAUAUUAUUAACAAGAAAACCAUGUUUACCUGAAACUUGUCAUCUAGUGUUGGUCUUUUGACUAUAUUUCAGUUAUUUUAUCCAUGUUUUAAUUGUAUGGUCUUCUAUGAAUUUUUCCUUCAUUGGAGAACGUAAUAUAAUGUAAAUAAUUCUAUCUUCUUAAUUGUAUAUUAUCUACUCCCUCUCCUUAUUUGUUCGCAUAAGAUUCUUUUCUGAUAUGAUAGAUUAUUAUUGCAAUUGACCAUUACAUAAAGUAACUAGGUUUCCCUUUUUAAUGAGAAUUCUGAGUUGCAAAUCAACUUAUAGGGAGUCUAGCUACUGGCUUCUUGUCUCUUGAACACUUUCUUAAUGGCAUCUCAUAAUAUUAAAUUAUAAAACUUCUGUCUACCGUACCUGCUGUAUAUUCAGACUGGUGGCAGGGAUUGUAUGUGGAAAGAAAUUCCAAACGUAUUGAAGCAAUUCAAGAAAUAUCUUAUGAUAUUUUGGGGAUAGUGAUGGGACAUGAGGGGGUGGCCAAUAUACAUGUGUAUGGGCCUCACCAAAUAUAUUUAAUGUUACUUCUAGACUACCGUGCUCAAGUAAACCAUAAAAUACAUAAAUAAUAUUAAUAAUAAAAUAAAGAAUAAUUAUCUAUUCUGUACAUAGUAUAGUUGAUCUGAGAAGAAAUAAUUUGAAAAUGAGGUUUGUGUGGAACACUAGAAAAACACUAGAAGACACUAUUUAACGGCAUUGUACAUAUAGUAGGAAGCAUACAGCAGUAUUGAGAGCAAAUAUUAUUUGUUUUUGUUCUACAAUUUACAUUAAAGGAUGCAGUGCAUUACUGCUUUGUAGGAGAAUGUCUUUUUAAAACAAGAUUUUUCCUAAAAUGUUUUUCUAAUUGUAAUAUGGAGGGUUGACUGCCUUCUACAAUGAAGGAAGUUCUUAUGAAGUAAUUAUUAACAAUGAUAUUAUUUUAUUGU